Molecule: messenger RNA, 7406 nt
Organism: Lytechinus pictus (painted urchin)
Lineage: Eukaryota; Metazoa; Echinodermata; Echinoidea; Temnopleuroida; Toxopneustidae
Product: PSME3-interacting protein-like
Exons: 6
Coding region: 155-913 (252 amino acids)
Cellular component (GO): nucleus
Source: RefSeq, a predicted model, not a curated record
ACAGUACUAGAGCUCGUUCGUCAUCGAUCGAUAUGCGAUCUUAUGAAGACCAAUCAGAGGCUAAUCAAAGUUCUAACGAAAGAAGAAGACUGAGAAUGAGGGGAAUAGAAAAUAUAAUUACAUUUAGGAUCAAUUCAAAGUGAACGUCUUGAUAAUGGCAAGUUCAAAUGUCAAAACAUUUGUUUCUGAGAAGGAGCUGUCUGAGCAGCGACAACGUCGACAAGAAGAGUGGGAUAAAGUUCGUACUGCAGACCAACCAGAAGAGUGUCCAGAAGAGGAGUAUGACCCUCGCUCGCUUUUUGAAAAACUCCAAGAGCAGAAAGACAAGAAGCAGUCAGAAUAUGAUGAGCAGUUCAAAUUUAAAAACAUGAUAAGAGGAGUUGACGAUGGGGAGUCCAAAUUCUUGAAUGAAGUUGCUGAAAGACAGAUGAAGGUUCAGGCUCAGAGAAUGUCAGAAGAGAAGCAAAUCAUCAAUGAAUACAAGGACUUAGUUGUGAACAGUACAGUACCAGUGACAAGCAGAGAGGCGUCCCAGUCAGGUGAGAGGAAAGUACAGACAGGAAACAAGAGAAGUCAAGCAAGUCUCCUAGCCGGUGCAGUCAAGAGAAAGAGGCCAACUUCUACAGAUGAGUCCAAAUCCCCUGAAGGCCCUGCAGCCACAAGCUCAAAGAAUAAUGGAUCUUCUCAAGCAACAGGAGCUUCUUCAUCUGACGACAGCUCUAGUGAUCAAAGUUCAAAGGACAGUCCUGGUGAAGUUCAAGGAGUCCAGUGUAUUGCAGUUCUUCCAGGGAUUGGGUCAUAUUCAAAUAGCAGCGAAGAUUCCGACUCGGACACUAGUGAUUCAGAAGGAGUGGAACUGAUCAAGACAGUGUUCCAUAAAGGCACAUCCAGACACAAAUGUGAUUCAAAAUGAGUAUGUGUUUCUACAGGAAACAUAUUUGUUAUUCAGACUUGAGCUCCUGUUGAAAAGGCAUCUUGAACAUCAUUCAUGCUUUAAUACAGAGCAUUGAACACAUUUUUUUCUUCUGAAUUAGAUGCUAAUUCACCCUUAGAGAGCGUGAGAUAUAAAUUAGGGGUUGAAAAUAAGCUCUGGUGAGUAGAAAUAUUUUAUCAGAAAUUUUGUAAAGCCUUCCUGUUUUUAUGCUGUCCAUCUAGUCUGCUGUGUAUGUGCAAAUCCUUCACUCAAGUCAACUGAUCUGAUUAAUCAACCUACAAUGACGUGUGUACUGUAGGUCCUAAACAGCAACUUUGAUAUGUGCUAGUCUUGCGUGAAGAUCCACUUUGUUAAUCAAAUUUUCAAUCAGGGUCUGUGCCUGCAGACCACAGUGGGCCAGAAUAGAUCCAAAGUGCACCCAAAACUAUUAUUCACACAUUUGUACAGUCAAAUUUGGUAUGCAUGAGCAAUCUCUUUCAGUCAGUCGGCAGGUCCUCAAAAAGUAGCUUCAUUUAUUCCAGUGAUAUUCAAUACUAGAGAGGUUUCACAUAUUUAAUUAGCUGGGUGCAGACCAAAACACCUCUUUUAGUUCCGUCAUUGCUGCUCUAAAUGUAAAAUUUCAUGAUUUUGAUAGCAUUGUAAAGAGGAAGAAUAAUUCUUUCAGGUCAUGCCAGCGAUGAAAAUGUACAUGUAUACAAGCAAACCACAACAACAACAAAACAAGAAAAGUCUGCUCGGAGUACAAACUAUGCAGUUAAUGACAUGGAGUACCACCCAAUCAAAGAGGGCACCCUACCAAGUAUUGGUAAUAGUAAAAUACAAGAAGGUAUUUUAAUUCCUGGGGUACAGUGAUCUCGAGUAUGUAAGUGGAUACCAGAAUUCACUAUAGUGACUCUCACUAUAGUAUUUUCCGAAGUUGUAAGCAAUGGAAGUUUGCAAACUAAAGCCAUCAAAUCAUUCUUUAAUCCGUACUAUUAUCCCUUUAUUCAAACCACAAAUAUCUGCAAAGGCUUUUACAUUCUUGAAAACUCUUAGCCAUGUUCCCAUUGAUUGUAUUUCCUGUACCUUGUUUAGGUUCACCCACUUUGAUUCCAAGCUCUUCCUUGAAGCAAUCAUUGAUCACUUGCUUUUUCGUGUGGAUCACUUUCUUGUGUUCAUUCAAAGAUCCACGCCAUUUCUUUAUCUCGGUUUAGUUAGCAAGCAGUCUUGAAGCACCUGAUCAUUUUAUAAAGAAGCAAUACGCUAUACAUGUAGGUGUUUGGAUCAGAGCAAGACAUUCUACCAGAUUGUUAAACUGUAUUAGAGUCGCAUGGCAGAUAUUUCUGUACAUCUCGUGGAAGAUUUUGUAUUGGUGAGCACGUUGAAUCGACCUUCUGGUCCACUAUGCUGAGAUGGAGUUCGCAAUUGACCUUCACAUCUGCGAUUGUAUUCAAGUCAGCUUCUUUAGUAAUCCAUGGAUUUUUGGCAGAGUGUUUCUUUUGAUUAGAUAAUUGUGACACCAUCGGUGCAUGCUUAUCACAUAUUUACUGAACAACUUUAAAAACAUGACAUGCUUUGUUCACAUCUUUUUGUCUAGAGAUAAUAUCCCAUAUAACUUCUGCUAAAUCUCUCUGAAACUUGGCUUGAUCAUAAUUCUUAUAACUGCGGAAAGUCAUUCCCUCAUUUCCCAUUUGUUUACCUUAAAAGUUGCAAUUUUCAAAAACUAUAAAUAUAGGAAAAUGAUCUGACGAAUCUGUUUCUAUUACACCUGCAUGAGUUUUAAAAGUACUAACAAUUGUGUAUAUAUGAUCAAUCAAGGAAGAAGUUAGUCUUGUAACUGGUGGGAGUUGUAAUAAGUUGUUUUAAACCAAGACAUUGCAAAGUAGUUUUGAAUUUUCGAUAUUUUGAUGAUCAUUUAAAAAGUCAAUAUUAAAUCACCAGUCAAAAUGCACUUUACCUUAUCAAGCUUUAAAGUUGACAGAACAUCAAGCAAGCUAUUUUCAAGUUCACUGAUAUCAGUGUUUGGUCUACGAUAUAUUAUGCCCAUAAUGAAUCUUUUUGUCUUGAUGCUUAUUUCAAGCCAAAGACUUUCUGAACUUGCCACAUCAAAAUUAAGAACAACAUAUCUUAAAGAUGAAUUGAUGUAAGCUCCCACUCCUCCUCCCCUCAUAUUACCUGUUCUACACUUAACCUCAAGAUUGUAUCCAGCUAAGCCAAGUAACGCUUUGUUAGAUACAUUCCAAACCUCUGAUAGAGCAAUGAUAUCAAACUUCGAAUCCAAAUUAUCAAAAGUAAGGAUAAUCCAUCAAAAAUUUUCUGCAGUGAUCUAAUGUUAACGUGAGUCAUACUAAAUUAAUUUGCAAUAUGUCUUCCUAGGACAUUAUCAAUUAAAUCUGGGCUUAAUGUGUAAGAAGAAACAAAAUUUGAGUCUUCAGAUUCCAUAAGUAAGUAGUUUGAAGUGUCCCUGGCAACAACUGCAUAUUUAAUUUACAAUAUGGAGCUUAAAAUCUCUGUAGCCGAUUUCGUCCAACUUCAAAGAGAUCAGCCGGGGUUCUUAUAGCUUUGAAGGUACCAUCAUCCAUUUUGCAAAUUAUUGUCCCUUGCCUAGUUGAUGCACUUAUUACUCGUGGAGCUUUCUUUGCAGCCAUGAACACAGAAUAGCGUAGGGUGGUCAAAUCUUCAUUUAUAAAAAGUCCUUUGUAGCGUUCUUUUCCCUUGAGCUUGAACCGAGCAUCAAAAAGUUUGUCUCUCUUCCUCCUAGUUACAAACCUGACGAUGGCUUGCCUGGGUUUUCCGUCUGUGCGCUGCCUACCCAGUCGAUAGCACAUUGAGAUGUCGUCUGGCUUUAUCUCAACACCAACAUCUUUGGCCAUGCCACAUACCUUUUCAAUGAGGCCAUCAUCUGUCUCCUCACUCUGAGAGAGGCCGAGCAAUCGCAAGUUUUCUUUCUUCAGUUCUUGCUGCAAUUCAUCCUGAUUAAACUGCAUGCGCAGCAGAGAGGGAUUGAUAAUGUCCCUUAAGCUUGUCAUGCAAGCAUCACGAAUAGCCUGCACUAUUGUUGGUAGUGCAGCUUUAAGAGCUGCCUCCACUGCAGUUUUAACUAUGUUGGAGAUGUCAUCAUGGUUACCUCCUGCCCCCAUCUGCUCACCGUCUAGCUGAUCCAUGAUUUCCUCAAGGUUUAUGUAAACACCAUUACUGUUUUGUGGUCUGGGAACCUCUCUUUUACCCCCUUAUCAAUCCUAGGUGAUGGAAUGCGACCUUGCUGACCUUGCUGAUGUGAUAUCCCUGAUGGACUCUUUCCACUUCUAGUUGUACGGCCCAUGCUCAAUGAACAGUGUAUUGAAGAUGAAGAUUGAAAGAUGAAAAUCCACAAAUGCACAAAAAACACAAGUUCUUUUGAUCCAAGCAAAAUGUUAAUGAUCUAGUAGGUUCCUGAGCUUAAAGUUAAGCAAAUGUAUUACUAUGUAAGCAUAACAAUACCUAUAACAGUGUUAAAACAGGAAGAAUUUGGAGAGCACAUGUGAAGCAUGCCUAUCUCAGUCAAACCAUCUUUAUUAUACAUCUUUAGUUGUAUCCAGAGCAACAUCCAUAGUUUUUAACUAUCAAUUCCCUGCGUUUUUUAUGCAUCCACCUCUAGGAUUAGCUAUGUAGUGUCUUUCGCAAUUUUAAGGCAAAGAGGUCGACAGGAUUCUCCCACAGUAUCUGAUCAUCCCUUUUCAGUUGUAGAGGAACCACUGUUGACUGUUGUGCAUUACAAGCUAUCAUCCGUUCUCUCUGGAGUAGAAAAACGGUUGAUUAAAUUUACUCUGACUUGAUGAAUCAUCAAAUUCAUGCUUACAAAUUAACACGUGCUUGUUAUCCUCCUCCACUAUGUUUCAUAUUGCUUUUUUAUCCUUGAUUCAAUUCAAUUCAAUUAAAAAAUUGUCUUUUUUUAUAAUCAAACAUGUUAACAAUCAUACAUGAAAAAACAGCAGGAGCUGGAAAAAUCAUGUUUACAAGUCGGUGUCGGCACAAUUAAAUACAUAGUAAAAAACAUAGUAAAAUGCAUUAAAAAGGUUAUACAUUUAAAAGUUAAUACAAUUUAGAUAAAUGCUGUAUGGUCAAGAUGAUUCUGGAGAUAAAUCUAGGCAAUGUUUGCAGGAUGACGGCAUAUUUUUCUUUGCUGAUCAUUUCAACAUGUUUGUUUCUACAAUGCUUGGUAAAUCUUCAUCUGGAGUGUAUCUUUCAGGCAUCCUGACGCUGUGGCAAGUUUGCUGAUCUUGGCAGGUCAAGAGCCCCAGUAGCCAGUAGUGUGUUGGGACGUGGAAGGCACAUUUGAAUCAACUCUUGCAAUGUCAUCAGGAAGAAUAUUGCUAUCAAACCACUCACUUUACUUCUUGAGAAACGGCACAUGUUUGCGAGGGCUUUUCUCUCCACUUAUGCAGGCAUUUGUACAAAGUAUCCUUCAUGGCUCUAGAUAUUUUAGAGAGUAAAUCUUCAGGUAGGAUAGAGUUAUCAAAAUCAUAAUACAUUUGGUAUGCGUGUAGUACACUUGAUGCUACUUUGGAAGGAUUUUUAUGAUAAACAUGGUGAACAUGUAUGAUGUGGAUGAAAAAUCUGUUAUUUCUUCGGAAAGUGCAAGUAGCCGCAGCUAAAUUUGGUAUCGGUGUAACAAAGCAUGAGGUAUAGCUUAGACCAUCAUGGUAUUUUGUGCGCAACAAUCCAGAGAAAUUUGUUUAAAAAGUGCCUGUUAAAAAAGACUUAGAACCCCCAUUUUCAUGUGGUUUUGUGCAAAAUUACUUCUAGAGGGGUGAUUAUUUUUUUCUUUAAUCUCCUUAAUCACAUAGAAUAAUCAUUCAUCAAAAGGCACCUUUAGUUUGAAAUACAUUAAAUCAUUAACAUGUGAUGUAUCUGUAAUGAGUCAUUUUCCAGUAAAGUUGAAAAAGUGGGGUACUAUUUCAUGGGGACAUUGCCUGGGAUAUCUUAUUAAAACAAAACUUGUUGCAUGACCCAAAACCAGUUUUGGUGCACUUUGCUCACCCCUGUCCCACUGUGCAUGGUCAGACCAUGGUUAUCUAUGCUGAAAACAAUUAAACAAAUGUUUGGGAUUCAUCCAAGUCCUCCUGUGGCUAAAUGAAUUUAACACUUCUAUCACUAAGAAUAAUUAGACCACUUUAUCUUCAAGUCAAACCAAAUAUUAUUGCACCAUUGGUAGGAGUAUACUGUUACUCUUUUAUAUUGGUCAUUUAUUUUGUAUAAAAUAUUUUGAUAAAUUAGUGAUUCUAAGGACUGAAAAUACCUCAAAGCAGAAUUUGAUACCUCUUUUUCAUGUUUGACUAAAAGGAAUAAUGCUCAUGCUCAUAAUGCUCAUGAGAUUUGGUACACACAUAGGUCUUGGAGUGAAGAGUGCAAGACAAGUUAUUUGAGUGUGUCAGGAAAUAUGUUGCCAUGGUAAUGGCAUAUGAUGUCCAACCAUUUCUUUGCAUAAGGCCAUUAAUUAUAUUUUUAGUUCUUACCCAGAAGUUUAUUAAUAAGUUUUAGAAUUCUUCUGCCAAGUUAUCACAUGCCAUACCUCUUACAUGUUAAAAAGUUAUACUGUCCCAUUUCGUUUUGAAAGGAAUUUACUUUGUGUUCUGAGCUAGUUAAAAAAUAUAUUAUUGUGAUGUUCUUGAUAUCAUAAUCACAUCUGUGAUGAAUUAUUGGUUUGCUGAAUGAUUAAGUUUGAAAUAAACAGUAGAUGCUGUAUUAGCAUGCUAUAGCAUCAUCUAUUAAGAUUGCUACACAUGAGACAACAAUCCUUAUGAAUUUAACGGUCCAAAUAAGAAUAAAUUAUGUAUUAAAUCAGUUAUGUGAGUGUAAACUGUAACACACAGUUGCAAUGAAACUUCAUGAAUAAACUUCAUUUGAUAUAUAGUUUGCAUACCUUGGGCCAUACGAGCUUGAUAAGUCUACUAAGCAGAGAUAUCGUCUGUUCAUGCUACAUGUGGUUCAGUAAUUCAAAUACAGCUCGUGAACUUGUAAGCUAGUGAACACUUUUUGCGAGAGUGAUAACAAAUUUCCUAGAAAGCUAGUGAACACUUUUUGCAAGAAUGAUCACGAAUUUCCUCGUUGACCAUAGUAGAUUGCGAGACAAAUGAAUACCCUCUAGCAAUUACAUCUUGGUUAAUUACAAAUUUCUUCUACCAUUUUUUGGCUGUUUAUAUAUUCAAGCUCAGUAAUGUACAAGAUUUUUGUUCCUAAAGGAUUGGCAUGGGCCUAUUCAUCAACUUUGGGCAAUCAUAUCUUGUUUUAGCUAUUACAUAUUAUCCUUAGAGCCUUCUUGCUAUGGCUGUAGUUGACAUUGAAGAAAUGUUUGUUUACAACUAAGCUUAUUGGUAACGUAAGUUUUAAAAGGUUAUCAGUGAUCAUGAACACCUGUGAUUUACACUGUAACUUCUCCAUGUUACUGGAGAUUCAGUUGUUGGUCAAUUUGAAUGACCAUAUUGAAAUAAAUAAUCUAAAUUAUGAGCUUUUA